CCCCUCGCUACCCUGGUAAGGAAUUACUUAUUUAUUUUUUUACUCCCCGUCCGCAGCAGUGGAAGGGUUAAUUCACACCUUCUUCAGAAAAGCGGCAAACUACAAUACUAAACUUUGGUUUCAGAAAACGAUGAAUGCAGUGCAAACAAGACGCGAAGAUCAAAGAGUCCACCACUCUUGAUGACUGUUGCAGUUUCAGGGUUACUUAUGCGAAGAGGGUGGCGAAGGCUGUGACAAAACCCUGAAUCUUGUGCCAAAUGAAGUGGCGGUAUACACCUGGAAAUCGCACCAUGGCAACCAGCAAACAUUUGUCGUUUUUGAUGUUUUGUGUGGUACUUGUGAGUGUGGCUAUAGUCAUGCGGUACAGUGUCCCUUGGGGUGUGGCCAUUUUAACCAUAGCCAUCUCCUGGUUUUGUUAUGACCACUGCCAUGUUGCUCGUAUCAGCAGUGUAGAGUUUUACAAACUUCACACCGUGCCACAGUACACCAACGCUGCGACAGCUCUCGUGACGUCAGAGUGGUCCGUCCCUGUGACCGCGGAGGGUAUCGAGGAACCCAACUAUGUGCGGACAUCCAGUAUGAUCGAAUCACGUGAUACCUUCCCCUGUCAUUUGGUUGCUUUGGCCACGUUCGGUGGAGUGAAGCAAGUUAUCGCUCAUUGUGUUUUACGAGAGACUUCCGCCUCCAGGUCACCUGACUUAAAUAAAUUUUUAAGAAUGCUGAGGAUGAGACUGCCGCUUCCCGCGGUUCAACAGUCUAUGGAGGUUGCAGGUUUAGAUUCAUCGGUGCUAAGUGCGAAAGAUAUCAGCGAGUCUGAAAUUGUGGAGACGCCUACAUCAAGUAUAGUUCAUAACGUUACACUGUCCUCCCUUGUUGUAAAGCCCGAGUUUCGUGGUCAGGGCCUGGGCAAGAGCAUGUGUGCAUAUGCACUACAAGUAGCUUCCGGUCUCGGAGCAAUCGAAAUUAUCGGAGGCUGCAAAAAUAAGUUGGUUGCCUUUUACGAGAAGAUCGGCGUUAAAAGAAGAGUUGGUUUAAAGAGAAAAAACAUACCAAGGGUUCGGCUUGGCAAUGAAAUGUUUCUAGUGAUAGACAAGGAAGCAAGAAAACAAGCAUCAGAGAUAUUAGCCAUGACAAACGCUAAAUGCUUUUAACACCGGAAGGGUUUGCGGCUGUUUUUUUUUUUUUUUUUUCCUUUUUUUUUUAAUAUAACUAUUUGUUUUCGCGAAUGAGAAUUAAAACACUUUCCAUCGUCAUCUAAGCCAUUACGCAUUACCAGAAAGACAAAAAAUUAGGUAAAAUAAAACACAGUCCUUGCUUCGUGCCUACAAAAGAGUGGCGCUAUUCGCGCUCCUCGCUCAGGCUCGGAAAUCGAACUUUCUAUUUACAGUGCAGAUGGAAAAAAUAGUUCAGUGCGAUAUCAAAAAAGCAGGAUCUUUCGGGGCCAAUUAUUGACUAAUUUGAAAUAAAAGGAUGUUAGGGGGAAAAAUUAAAAGCUCAGUUGAUUUUACUUGAUUAUUGGACGGGGAAAAUUCUUAUUGGUUGAAGCUACGUGAAUCUUUUCUUGAGAGACAAUUACUUUUUCUUAGUCCUAAGUUCUUAUUGGUCGGCUGGACAGCAGACUAGUUUGUUACUUGCGAAAAUAAUAGACACGCCGAUCGAGCAAAUAUUCAUUAAUUGCUUAAAUGUUUUUAAAGUGUAAUCCAAUCUUUUCGUUAAAUAUUGUAGGAUCGAUUUUACUGAAGGUGGAAUUUGACAUUACUUGACUAGACCCUUUUUACUUCAUCUCCGAGAGAAUUUACAUUUUUUUCCCGGUGACUAUCUUAUUGCCACAGUAGAUGUCUGUUUAAUGUUUAGUAGAAUUAACAUCACCGAAGAAAAUUAACUGUCCAUUCAGGAGGAAGGAAA
Stylophora pistillata is the source of this 1905-nucleotide messenger RNA. RefSeq lists its product as uncharacterized. Gene Ontology annotation, cellular component: WASH complex. The record is from RefSeq and is a predicted model, not a curated record. Gene Ontology annotation, molecular function: acyltransferase activity, transferring groups other than amino-acyl groups. NCBI's taxonomy places the organism in Eukaryota, Metazoa, Cnidaria, Anthozoa, Scleractinia, Pocilloporidae.